This is a messenger RNA of Thyridium curvatum, 1518 nucleotides long. RefSeq lists its product as uncharacterized. Gene Ontology annotation, cellular component: endoplasmic reticulum; membrane. The transcript has 2 exons. The record is from RefSeq and is a predicted model, not a curated record. Gene Ontology annotation, biological process: transmembrane transport. NCBI's taxonomy places the organism in Eukaryota, Fungi, Ascomycota, Sordariomycetes, Thyridiales, Thyridiaceae. Bases 1 to 1518 code for a protein of 505 amino acids.
AUGCCUCCAGUUCUGCCAGUUUGCCAUAUCCCCAUUGCUUUCCCAACCCACCUAUCUCACCAGCCAGCGAGCAGGGAACUGUUGGAAGUCUGGGAGUCCGAAAGAGUAGCGAAAGAGCCAAUAUCUGGGCAUCGACUGUGCCGAGCUAUCAUGGCGCCAACUGGCUUGCUGGAGUCCUUUCUCGGUGCGAUUCAGGCCAGUCUUUCUGUUCUCCUCGUUAUACUGUAUGGCGGCAUUGCAGCAUGGCUCGGCAUCCUCAAUAGUGGCAAUACCAAGGCAGUGUCGAAGAUUUGUGUGCGGAUGUUCCUUCCAGCCCUGCUUGUCACACAAAUCGGAUCCGAGUUGCACCAAAAGUCAGCGUCUCGCUACGUCGUCAUCUUGCUCUGGGCAUUAUUGUGCCACUUGGCAUCCUUUCUACUCGGGAUUAUGGCACAUAUAGGUCUCGGCAUGCCCGACUGGACGACUGUGGCACUGAUGUUCAAUAACACUACCAGCUACCCUCUACUGCUGAUUGCUGCUCUCCGAGAUACUGGCAUCCUGAAAGCUCUGAUCGUCGCAGACGAAACGACCCAGGAGGCGAUUGAGCGUGCCAAGUCAUAUUUUCUUAUAUUCGCCACGGUGUCUAGUUGCUUGACGUUCGCGGUUGGUCCGAGAUUGAUUGACUCAGAGCAUGCGCCAGACGAGGACGACAAGCAGUCGGCACCUUCGUCCGGUGAGAUAUUGGACCACAAUGACACCGAGAUAGUCGAUGAGUCAAGCCAACUUCUACCGUCGAAUCAGACCCAGUCCUCGGUGGACGGUCCUUACAUACGAAACUCGUUCUUUCCCUCCAGGCGUCACUCGCUAUCGAGUCCAUCUCAACGCCAGAGCGUCUCUCUUGAUACAAGGAGCGCGUAUCUCGUGACAAGACGGUCUUGGCAACGUCUUGGCCCUCGAGCACAAUGGUGGCUUCUUUUGAUCUCGGACUUUUUCAACGCCCCUUUGAUCGGCGCGCUUCUCGGUGCCGUUAUUGGUCUGGUACCGAUGCUACACAAGGCAUUCUUCAACGAUACUACAGACGGUGGGAUCUUCACCGCUUGGUUUACUGCUUCUUUGAGAAACAUUGGAGGGCUUUUUGUCCCGCUGCCAGUCGUGAUUGCUGGAGUAUCUCUGUAUACGGCGAUGCAGCAGCCAAAGGCGCAGGGCAGCCAGGCCGCUAAGACGCUGCCGUGGGCUCCGACGAUUUUCAUCCUCGGCAUACGCUUUAUCAUCUGGCCAGUGGCGUCUAUUACCUGUGUAUAUCUGAUGGCGUCCAGGACUUCCAUACUCGGUGACGAUCCGAUGCUGUGGUUUACACUAAUGCUGAUGCCUACUGGGCCUCCAGCAAUGAAGCUCAUCACCCUGGUCCAGGUCAGCGAUGCAGGUGAAGAGGAUGAGACAAGCAUCGCGAAGCUCCUCACAAUUUCAUAUCUCAUCUCUCCAGUGCUUUCCCUGACUGUGGUUGGAGGCUUGAAGGCUACUCAAAUGGCCAUGCACUGA